ACCCAAGCCGCACGCGCCACCGCGCCACGCACAUCGAUUGAACGGCGUCGACGUCGAGAUGUACCAGGCGGCGAUCCCGUACAGCGCCGGCCGGCUGCCGGCGUGGCCACGGCAGUCCGAGCUAGCGGAGGUCGACGGCACGGCCGGUCAGGAGGGCAGGCGGGCAGGCGACGGAGGGGAGGCGGUGAGGCGGGCGGCGGCGGAGAGCCCGGUGCUGGUGGUGGGGAGGCGCGGGUGCUGCCUCAGCCACGUGGUGAAGCUGCUGCUGCGGGGUCUCGGGGUGAACCCCGCCGUGCACGAGGUCGCCGACGAGGCCGAGCUCGCCGCCGCGGUCACCGGGGACGAGGCCGUCGUCGCGCUGCCGGCGGUCUUCGUGGGCGGGCGGCUCCUCGGUGGGCUCGAUCGGCUCAUGGCCGUGCACAUCUCCGGCGAGCUCGUGCCCAUACUCAAGGACGCCGGCGCGCUCUGGCUCUGAGAGAAAUCAAGGAAGCAUACGGGACGGGGUAUUACGUACGCGCGUACUACGACCGUUUGAUCAGGAGUUCGUAGUUACCAAUUCUUUUUUUCAUUUCUCCAUUUUACUCUUGAGAUCAUGUGAAUUACUGCUGCUCCAACUUCCUCUCUUGCUAGGGAUCAAUCAGUAAUGGUGAUGCUAUAUAUUAUGGUAGUUACAUAGACGAUAAUAGUUUUAAGUUAUUUGAAGUGAAGUUAGCUUCGACCACAAAUCUCUUGUAAAUAGAUCGAUGAGUGAAGAGAGAUGUACUAUACUACGUCUCUCUUUUCAAAAUAUGUGUUUCAAUUUUAUAUUAAUUCUAUUACAAAGUUAUAUUAAAUUUAAGACAUUUAUUUUAAG
Hordeum vulgare subsp. vulgare (domesticated barley) is the source of this 853-nucleotide messenger RNA. RefSeq names its product monothiol glutaredoxin-S9-like. NCBI's taxonomy places the organism in Eukaryota, Viridiplantae, Streptophyta, Magnoliopsida, Poales, Poaceae. The transcript has a single exon. Bases 59 to 475 code for a protein of 138 amino acids. The record is from RefSeq and is a predicted model, not a curated record.